This is a messenger RNA of Ylistrum balloti, 726 nucleotides long. RefSeq lists its product as uncharacterized. The coding region runs from base 1 to 726 and encodes 241 amino acids. The transcript has 4 exons. Gene Ontology annotation, molecular function: carbohydrate binding. NCBI's taxonomy places the organism in Eukaryota, Metazoa, Mollusca, Bivalvia, Pectinida, Pectinidae. The record is from RefSeq and is a predicted model, not a curated record.
AUGGUGUGGAUUUGCAGGAUGUGUCCAAUGGAAGGUCCAGGUACACUGUUGGUAGGGAUAGUCCUGUAUAUCAAUCUCAUCGGGCGAUCGGAUGCUGCCUGUUCAAACGGGAAGCACCUGUUUACAAACUGCACAAACCCAUGUCUAGCUGGAGAGGAUAUGGUUUUCUGUGAGUCCGACCGUACCGCUAGAUGUCGACCGGAAUACUGCGGAGGAUGCAUUGCUAGAUUCUUCAAUGAUGCUGGCCAAGAAGUCCGCUGUGAAAAGGAGUAUGGCUUCAUCUGUGAACUCAAGACACACACAAUUGGUUGUCUGCACCAGCCGGGCACCGUUCUUCAUGUUUCCUUCGCUAACUACGGUCGGACAUCCGCCACCGUGUGUGUCCAUCCCUAUGGUUUGGAGCGGCUCCAUAACACGACGACGUGCAGCUCUCCUCGGUCUCUGAGUGUUAUCAGACGAAUGUGUGAGGGCCGAUCACAGUGUACAAUUACCGCCGACAGAGAAUUGUUUGGAGAGGAUCCUUGCUACGGCAUCUACAAGUAUCUUGAAGUGGAGGUUGAAUGUGUUUCUCCAGGUACGUUUAUUGAUACGGGUGACAUCCAUGGCAACGCAACCGUCUACGUCUUUUGGCACUUUGGUGACGUCAUUGCUGCCGUUUCUACUCAUAAGCAUAAUGUAAUUGCUACCACAGGUGGAAUGGACAAUUAUUGGGCUUCAACACAGUGA